AUGCAGACGCGAGUGUCGGAGGAGUGGGAACGCGCAACACCAUCAACUCUGGCCUUCAAGUUACCCGGCAUGCAGUUCAGCAACAAAGAAGUCAAAUUUGACGCAAGCACGGCAUCUGCUGACGGAGAGAGAACUACGACGGUAGAAGAGCAUGCUAUUGUAGAAGAGAUAGAAGACAACCAGCCCUUCCGAAACCGACGCCCUCCAGAUGUUUCAACCAUCGAUGACUAUGUGUGCAUGCUCAUCACUGCAUUUAGGACUGCUGUGCUCCGCAACAUGGGUUGGGUAGAUAGCAGGGCUGAGCGAAAGGACCGAUAUAUCGCCAUGUUGUGUCACUACGGUAACUGCGAUCGGCGCAGAGACGGGGACAGCAAACGAGAGCAAGAUUAA
Suillus bovinus is the source of this 390-nucleotide messenger RNA. RefSeq lists its product as uncharacterized. The record is from RefSeq and is a predicted model, not a curated record. The coding region runs from base 1 to 390 and encodes 129 amino acids. NCBI's taxonomy places the organism in Eukaryota, Fungi, Basidiomycota, Agaricomycetes, Boletales, Suillaceae. The transcript is spliced from 2 exons.